This is a messenger RNA of Dalotia coriaria, 1564 nucleotides long. RefSeq names its product glutaminyl-peptide cyclotransferase-like. The transcript is spliced from 5 exons. Gene Ontology annotation, molecular function: zinc ion binding; glutaminyl-peptide cyclotransferase activity. The coding region runs from base 345 to 1430 and encodes 361 amino acids. The record is from RefSeq and is a predicted model, not a curated record. NCBI's taxonomy places the organism in Eukaryota, Metazoa, Arthropoda, Insecta, Coleoptera, Staphylinidae.
CGCAUUUCGAAGCCGGUCAUAUGGUCGACGAUGCAAAAUAUUCGUACGAAUCAUAUCGAAACUCUUAAUUCUACCCGAAUAUCACUUAUACCGCAAAUUUAUUGCUUGCAUCGUAAAAGUGCUAUAAAAUUAAUGCCAUUGUAGUUUUUUUUUUUUGAUAAGCCAAUCAUCCAGAAGUAGAACAAAGCAUAAUGCUUUCCAUGUACGCAAAUCCCACCGCUCGCUAAAAAAGCGUAACCCGCCUAAGUUUUUGACAUAUGCUUUGAACGCUCUUCGCAAUCAACAAGUGAUUAUCACUAAUCAGUUUUGAUCGGCGUGCCAGCUUUUGCCUUCGCGCUCCUGAGAUGCAUUCGCGAAUCUCAUUACUGUUUGUGCUGGUGAUAAACGUUGUGCUCUGCGCGCAAUUUCGAUACAAAAAGGAGCAACAUUCAAUCCACCAGCUGAACAGACAUCAGAUUCAGCAUUUAGCAAGACUGUCAGAUGUGGAUCAUCUGAACUCUGUUUUGGACAACAUUUUAAUUCCAAGAGUGGUUGAAACACCAACCCACACAAAAGUCUACAAAUACAUCAAGAAGCAACUAGAGGAUAAUGAUUUCACUGUUGAGGUUGAUAUGUUCAAAGACAAUGUGCCUAUAUUUGGCUCUUUGACUUUCAAGAACAUUAUAGGAGUGCUCAAUCCAAAUGCAGAGAGAUUCUUGGUGUUAGCAUGUCACUAUGACAGCAAAUACUUUGCAAACUUUGAAUUUCUUGCUGCAACUGAUUCAGCUGUUCCAUGUGCAAUGAUGCUGAACUUGAUCAAAACCAUGAAAUCUGAGCUGCAAGCUGUCAAAAACAACGAUGUUAGUUUAAUGCUGUUGUUCCUGGAUGGUGAGGAAGCAUUCCAUCAGUGGUCAGACACUGAUUCGAUCUAUGGCGCGCGUAACCUGGCGAAAAAAUUCGACAAUUCAUUAGGCCGCUCUGCAAACGGCGAGAGUGUGUCAAUGCUUGACCGAAUGGAUGUUUUUGUCUUGCUGGACUUGCUCGGUACACCAAACCCGACAUUCUACAGUUAUUUCCCAGACACUGACAGGCAUUAUUUGACUUUGAGUCGUGCGGAAGACGCUCUGGCCAAAUCGCAUUUAUUAUCCAAUCAUAAACGAAAAUAUUUCCAAGAGAAAAGAUAUAAUUCGCAUGUGGAAGAUGAUCACUUGCCAUUCAUGCGAAAAGGUGUUCCUAUCUUGCAUAUCAUUCCGUCACCUUUCCCGAAAGUGUGGCACAAAGUCUCGGAUGACCGCACCGCGAUCGACGUCAACACAAUCGAGAAUCUCAACAAGAUUUUCCGCGUCUUCGUCGCCGAGUAUCUCCACGUCCCGCUAAGCAACAUCGAGAUCGAUGGCGAGGUGGACGCGGAUGAAAUAGACCCAAGGUUGAAUGCGCACGAAGAGUUCUAAACGCGAAUGCGUUUUGUUUGAUACGUACAUUUGUCACAAACACGAGAUAUGCGUAAUGAAAAGACUACGGAUGAUUUAUUGCGGGUAUAAUUGUAAUUAAUUGAAGCGAAAUAAUUAUGUUUAUUCAGUGAUAA